AUGGGUUGCUCCCCCCAUGCGCCUCUACUCUGCCAUGGGUUGCUCCCCCCAUGCGCCUCUACUCUGCCAUGGGUUGCUCCCCCCAUGCGCCUCUACUCUGCCAUGGGUUGCUCCCCCCAUGCGCCUCUACUCUGCCAUGGGUUGCUCCCCCCAUGCGCCUCUACUCUGCCAUGGGUUGCUCCCCCCAUGCGCCUCUACUCUGCCAUGGGUUGCUCCCCCCAUGCGCCUCUACUCUGCCAUGGGUUGCUCCCCCCAUGCGCCUCUACUCUGCCAUGGGUUGCUUCCCCCAUGCGCCUCUACUCUGCCAUGGGUUGCUCCCCCCAUGCGCCUCUACUCUGCCAUGGGUUGCUCCCCCCAUGCGCCUCUACUCUGCCAUGGGUUGCUCCCCCCAUGCGCCUCUACUCUGCCAUGGGUUGCUCCCCCCAUGCGCCUCUACUCUGCCAUGGGUUGCUCCCCCCAUGCGCCUCUACUCUGCCAUGGGUUGCUCCCCCAUGCGCCUCUACUCUGCCAUGGGUUGCUUCCCCCAUGCGCCUCUACUCUGCCAUGGGUUGCUCCCCCCAUGCGCCUCUACUCUGCCAUGGGUUGCUCCCCCCAUGCGCCUCUACUCUGCCAUGGGUUGCUCCCCCCAUGCGCCUCUACUCUGCCAUGGGUUGCUCCCCCCAUGCGCCUCUACUCUGCCAUGGGCUGCCCCCCAUGCGCCUCUACUCUGCCAUGGGUUGCUCCCCCCAUGCGCCUCUACUCUGCCAUGGGUUGCCCCCCAUGCGCCUCUACUCUGCCAUGGGUUGCUCCCCCCAUGCGCCUCUACUCUGCCAUGGGCUGCCCCCCAUGCGCCUCUACUCUGCCAUGGGUUGCUCCCCCCAUGCGCCUCUACUCUGCCAUGGGCUGCCCCCCAUGCGCCUCUACUCUGCCAUGGGUUGCCCCCCAUGCGCCUCUACUCUGCCAUGGGUUGCUCCCCCCAUGCGCCUCUACUCUGCCAUGGGCUGCCCCCCAUGCGCCUCUACUCUGCCAUGGGUUGCUCCCCCCAUGCGCCUCUACUCUGCCAUGGGUUGCUCCCCCCAUGCGCCUCUACUCUGCCAUGGGUUGCUCCCCCCAUGCGCCUCUACUCUGCCAUGGGUUGCUCCCCCCAUGCGCCUCUACUCUGCCAUGGGUUGCUCCCCAUGCGCCUCUACUCUGCCAUGGGUUGCUCCCCCCAUGCGCCUCUACUCUGCCAUGGGUUGCUCCCCAUGCGCCUCUACUCUGCCAUGGGUUGCUCCCCCCAUGCGCCUCUACUCUGCCAUGGGUUGCUCCCCCCAUGCGCCUCUACUCUGCCAUGGGUUGCUCCCCCCAUGCGCCUCUACUCUGCCAUGGGUUGCUCCCCCCAUGCGCCUCUACUCUGCCAUGGGUUGCUCCCCCCAUGCGCCUCUACUCUGCCAUGGGUUGCUCCCCCCAUGCGCCUCUACUCUGCCAUGGGUUGCUCCCCCCAUGCGCCUCUACUCUGCCAUGGGUUGCUCCCCCCAUGCGCCUCUACUCUGCCAUGGGUUGCUCCCCCCAUGCGCCUCUACUCUGCCAUGGGUUGCUCCCCCCAUGCGCCUCUACUCUGCCAUGGGUUGCUCCCCCCAUGCGCCUCUACUCUGCCAUGCGCUCUUGAACUCUCCACGUUAG
This is a messenger RNA of Closterium sp. Yama58-4, 1641 nucleotides long. Lineage: Eukaryota; Viridiplantae; Streptophyta; Zygnematophyceae; Desmidiales; Closteriaceae. The record is from the annotation of a GenBank genome assembly.